GAAGGGAAGAACUCAGCGCCACUCUAUGAUCCUAUUGGGAUCCGGAGGUGCCCUUGGCUUCUCUCUGAGCGCUUCCGGUUCCGCCGGCCGGACCGGUCGCCAAUGGCUGUGCGGUCUCCAUGGGGAUGGAAGAUGGCGGCCCGAGACCCAUAUCCCCUCCCCACGGGUGGGUAAAACCUCAUCCCUGGUGUGGCAACCUGCCCCAGCUCCUAUUCCUUGUCUCCUCCUCCCUGCUCUGGGGUGAUCCCGAGUCUCCAGGAAGGAUCCCUCUGCUCCAGUCUCAGGCUGUGCAUUCCAGAGCUCAGCUGUAGGGAGAGGCUGUGGUGCAGGAGGGGAGCCUAAGCCCCUCUGGCCCUGAGGAUGAGCUGGCUCUGUUCUCUGGAAUGCACACGCUGAGGGCCCGCAGCCCUGGGAAGGAAGAUGCUCCGGACUAGUAACUACAGCCUGGUGCUCUCCCUGCAGUUCCUGCUGCUCGUCUAUGACCUCUUCGUCAACUCCUUCUCGGAGCUGCUCCGCACGGCCCCCGUCAUCCAGCUCGUGCUCUUCAUCAUCCAGGAUAUUGCCAUCCUCUUCAACAUCAUCAUCAUCUUCCUCAUGUUUUUCAACACCUUCGUCUUCCAAGCCGGCCUGGUCAACCUACUCUUCCACAAGUUUAAAGGGACCAUUGUCCUGUCGGCGGCUUACCUGGUUCUGAGCAUCGCCUUCCAUGUCUGGGUCAUGAACCUGCGCUGGAAAAACGCCACCCACUUUGUGUGGACGGACGGGCUGCAGGCCCUCUUUGUGUUCCAGCGGCUGGCGGCCGUGCUGUACUGCUACUUCUACAAGAGGACGGCCUUGCACCUGGGUGACCCCCGCUUCUACCAGGACUCCCUAUGGCUGCGCAAGGAGUUUGCUCAGGUCCGCAGCUGAUGGCUUCCUCCAGGACCCAGAGCCGUGGCCGGUCCGUGGCUGCUCCCAGCUGGCUGGCAUGGUGCCCCCCGUUCCACCUGUGCUCUCUAUCGGCUGUCUGAGAAGCCAGUGUCUCUCAAGCCUGGUCUCGCGCUCCAUCCCACGAACUAAACAGGCUGGAGAGGUCCCAUCAAGAGACGUGUCAUCCUCGCACCUGCUACUUUCCUGGUUGCCCGCUCAGGCUCUCCCUCAUCUCCGAUACCUCAUUCCACUCCCCUCUUCCAGAUCAGCAAGCCACUCCUGCCCCUUUCUCUCUGGACCCAGCUGCAGCCUCUCUGAGGAGUGAUCCGAAGUGCCAAGCAGGUUUGGCUGAGGACUCCUGUCCUGUAACUGCAGCGUGGCUCCUCUUCAUCCAGAACAAUCCUUCCACCAACCCUACGCACAGCUCACUCGCCGCCUGACCAAUGGGGUCCUGUCGGUAUUGGCUCCAUUUGGCCUUCGCUUUGCAUAUCUGGUGGGAUGAGAUGCCAGGACUCAGCCUGUCCUAGCCGCUCAGCAUUAGGCCUGUCCUGGUGGUAGACCCUCCUUUUGUACCUGUGUAUUUUUGUAAAUUAUGAGACAAUAAAUUGGCUUCAUUUUCCAGAAA
Molecule: messenger RNA, 1534 nt
Organism: Chelonia mydas (Green sea turtle)
Lineage: Eukaryota; Metazoa; Chordata; Testudines; Cheloniidae
Gene: TMEM138
Product: transmembrane protein 138
Exons: 6
Coding region: 421-909 (162 amino acids)
Cellular component (GO): cilium
Source: RefSeq, a predicted model, not a curated record